UGUGCAGUCAGUCUGCAGGAUGUGGAGAUAAACCCAGCUUCGUCUCUUUAACUCUGGCGUUCCUUCACUUUAUAAACACAACCCGAGGAUCUGGAGCACGAGAACUCACCUGAACCGCCAUCACUGCUACACCUGCUACACACUGGCCAGUCCUGAGGAUGGAGAGUAAGAUGGCCGGGGCCAUGGAGAAGCCGGAGUGUCUGAUCAGCAGCGACUCUGAGGGAAAACUGUGUGUUCAGAAAAAAGCUAAAGAGAUUCUGGAUGGUAUAUCUAAUCCAGUGGUGGUGGUGUCUGUGGUGGGACUCUACCGCACUGGGAAGUCUUACCUUAUGAACCGCCUGGCAGGAAAGCAGGAAGGUUUUGCUCUGGGCAGUACUAUCGAGUCUGAGACUAAGGGUAUCUGGAUGUGGUGUGUUCCACACCCCAAUAAACCAGAUCACACUCUGGUGCUGCUGGACACUGAGGGACUGGGGGACGUGCACAAGGGUAAUGAAAAGCAUGACACCUGGAUCUUCUGUCUGGCGGUUCUGCUUAGUAGCACUCUGGUCUAUAACAGCCUAGGAGUCAUAGACAACAUGGCACUGGAGAAGCUACACUAUGUGACGAAACUGACUGAGAAAAUUAAGGUAAAGGCACAUAUGAAUGAUGAUUAUGACGACUCCGCUGAGUUCAUGCGCAUUUUCCCCUCUUUUAUCUGGGCUGUGAGGGAUUUCACACUUGAGCUGAAAAGAGGAGACCAGACCAUCACAGCUGACGAAUACCUGGAAGGUGCUUUAAAACUUAAAAAAGGUAAUACUGCUUAUGUUGAAAACUUCAACCUGCCCAGGCGUUUUUUGCGCCACUUUUUCGCUGAGCGGCGGUGUUUUGUUUUCCCACGGCCGGCUGAUGUCCCUGACCUGAAGAACAUGGAGAAACUGCCUGAGGAGAAGCUUGACCCACUAUUUCUCCAGCAGUCCAAAGAGUUUUGUAAACACGUCCACAGCAGCGCCAAACCCAAAACUGUCCCAGGAGGGCGCACCGUCAUCGGCAGCGUUCUGGGUGGUCUUGCUGAGGUCUACGUGGAGGCCAUUCGUAGGGGUGAUGUUCCGUGUCUGGAGAACGCAGUGGAGACCCUGGCCCAGAUUCAGAAUGAGAAGGCGGUGGAACAGACCCAGGAGGUCUAUAUGAAGGAGGUUCUGAAGUCUAUCCGGUUACCAAUGGACCCGGCCGAGCUUUCCCGCAUCCACAGAGAAACAGAGCAAAAGGCGGUCAAAUUCUUCAUCAGCAUGUCCUUCAACGACACCAAGCAGGAAGCACAGCUGAAGCUCAUGGGUAAAAUCCAGGCUAAGUAUGAGGAUCUGUGUUAUCAGAACCAGGUUGUGUGUUUGGAAGUGUGUCGUGAGGAGCUGAACAGGGUGUUUGCUCCUCUGGAGGAAGGUCUGAGAGAUAACUCCUUCAUUAAGAAAGGAGGAUACAAGAAGUAUCGGGACACACUCCGGCGCCUCACUGCGGAGUACAGAGAGAUCACACACACACAACACACUUGUGAAGAAGUGUUGACUGAGUAUCUGAAGAAAAAGGAAGAGUAUGGGAAUAUGAUUCUAGCAGCGGAUCUGGGUCUCACUGAAGCAGAUAGGGAGCAAGAAGUGAUACAGCUGAAGAGAGAGGCUGGUGAACAAAUGCAGAAGGUUCUAGAAGAACAGAUCCGGCUGCAGGAGCAGGCGCUCAGUGACCAGGAGAGAACCUACGAGGAAAACGUGACUCGUCUGCUGGAGAGAAUGGAGAGGGAGAGAGAAAGAGCACAGGAGGAUAAUAAACGAGUGCUAGAAGCCAAACUAAAGGAGCAGGAGGCUCUGAUCCAGGAGGGCUUUGAUGAGAAAGCUGAACAGAUGAAGAAGGAGAUUAAAGGUCUAAAAGAGGAGAUGGAGAACAAGAGCAGGUCAAAGCAGUCUACCUUCAGUAAGGUGGUGGAAACCUUUGGCACGGCAUGCCUCUUCAUACCUGGAAUCGCCUCUAAAGUCGUUGGUAUUGGUGCCACAUUACUUUCUAAAUUUCUGUGAGGAACCAGCAACCUGAAGUUCUCUGCAAUGAUGGAGCUCCAUCUGAUACUUCAGGAUGAGUUGGGGAUGAGGGGAGGUGGUGAUCUGGACAGCAGAGACAGUUAUUCCAACAAAAGCGGGAUCAACUUUUUAAAUAUUAUUGAUUCUAUAAUAAUAAUCUUGUUCGUAUAGUGUAUUUUUCUAUGUUCUCUGAUCUCUGAAAGAAAGCAUUUUAUUUGGUGAUUACUCAACCAUUAUUUCUGCCUUUUAUUUCACUUUAAAGUGUUAGAAACUGCUGAACAUGGAAUUUAAAUAACAAAAUUGAAUUAAAUUAAAAAUUUAAUGUCCAGAAGAUAAGUAAAUAUGUAAUCUGUUGUGUUUGGGCAGAGAAAAUGUACUGAAAACUCACCCUUAAUCAAAAUAUUGGAAAUCUAAGCUUACUGUAAAUAACUAGAAGCACUUUACUCACCCAAAUCUGUGUGGAUUAAUAUCCAGCACUUGUUUGACAAGUUGUUUUAAGAAUUACAGUUUUGUUUACUUAUGCGCUUCCCCCAGCUUCCCCAUUAGAAGGGAAACAUGGCGACACCCUUCACUUAAUGUGCCUCAAUAUAAUCCUGUGCACCUCAUUUAUUCAUUAUGAAUUUUGUCCAGUUUUUCUUCCUGCUUUUUAGCUGCCUGGAACUGAAGCCAUGAAAGCACAGCGGGAUUGUGCCUCAAUCUUGGUCAAAUAUAAUUAAAUAAAAGUUAAGUUCAUUAAAGAAAGUAAUAUUAAUAAAGGAGAGGUUGAUUUUGUUGUUCUAGUUUGCUGUUUUUCAUUAUCACUGAAACUGCAGCUGCACUGAUUCUCAGUUAUAAAAUAAAAAAGGAUAAAGAAAGAUUUAGAACAUGUUCUGUUCAGUAAUGGCUUUGACUGAUGUUAUAAUGUGGAGCUUAAUACACAUUUUCAUUGUGUUUAUUUCAUAUUUUGCAA
Astyanax mexicanus (Mexican tetra) is the source of this 2988-nucleotide messenger RNA. Its product is annotated as guanylate-binding protein 1-like. Bases 159 to 2039 code for a protein of 626 amino acids. Lineage: Eukaryota; Metazoa; Chordata; Actinopteri; Characiformes; Acestrorhamphidae. The record is from RefSeq and is a predicted model, not a curated record. Gene Ontology annotation, molecular function: GTPase activity; GTP binding. The transcript has 11 exons.